AUGUUGUUAAGACCAGGAAGAUUUGAAGAACUUAAACAACAAAUGAAACUAAAGCAGCUUGAUAUUUUAGGAGUGUGUAAAACUAGAUGGGGUGAUAACGGAGAUUUCUGGAGUGAUGAUUUUCGAAUGAUAAAUAGUGGAGACAAACAAGGGAAAAACGGAGUUGGAAUACUAUUAAACAAAGAAUGGGGACUGCAAGUAGAAAAUACCUAUCGUGUGAAUGAUACAAUAUUACUAAUAAAGUUGAAGACAUCUACAGUAAACAUGAUAGUCAUCCAGGUAUACUUUCCAACCUCGAAUAGUGAAGACGAAAUGGAACAAGUGUAUGACUCUCUAGAUGAACUGCUAGGAAUAACUCGAGAUAGCGAUAAUGUAAUUAUUAUGAGCGAUUUCAACGCAGGAAAAGGAGAAGGACAAGACAAUCAAAUAGUAGGCAAACAUGGUUUAGGAAGAAGAAACAUCCGAGGUGAAAGAUUAGUCAAUUUUUGUAAGCAGAACAAUUUUCUAGUUACCAACACAAUGUUUGAAGUACCGAAAAUAAGACGUUAUACAUGGGUAGCACCAGGAGAUACUAAUCGUUACCAAAUGGACUAUGUAUUAGCAAAGAGCCGUUUCAAGAAACAAGUAAUGACAAGUCACAGUUUUCCUAGCGCGGAAAUCGAUUGCGAUCAUAACCUAGUAGUGAUGAAGUACAAAAUAAUACACAAGAAAGUUACAAAGCGACCCAAAUUUCAUAAUAGAGUGAUAGCUGCUGGUAUCGGCCCUCCAUGGGAAGAAGCGGUUAACAAUAUUCGGCAAUCUGCUGAGGAAUCAAUUGGAUUUAGGAAACUGAAUCCAAGGAAACCAUGGAUAGCGAAUGAGAUAAUGGACUUAAUAAAAUAUCGCAACAAACUAAGGAAGACUGAUGAUGCGAUGAAUAGAAUAAUAAAGAACCGUAUUACCCAAAAGUGCAGAGUUGAAAAGGAGGAAUGGAUGGAUAUAACAUGCAAAAAUAUUAAAAUAAAUAUGACAGCAAAUAGAAUGGACAAAGCAUAUGGAAUGAUUAAAAGAUUGUCAAGAUUACCGAAGCCAAGAAGCAAAAUUGUUAAAAAUAGGAAUGGGCAACUGAUUCUAGAUGAAGGUGAAAUAGCGACGAGAUGGAAAGAGUACAUAGAAGACCUGUAUAAAGGAUUGAUAGGAGAACAUGACAUGAAUAAUGAAAAUAUAAUUGAGUCAAACGAAGAAGACAUAGGACCAAAUAUAACAAAAAGCGAAUUCGUUAAAGCAUUAAGUGAAUUGAAACAAGGUAAAGCGACAGGAGUAGAUGACAUCCCGGCAGAAUUAUUAAAAAACGUUGGAAAAGAUACCGAGUAUAAGCUAUUUGAAAUGAUUGAGAAAAUGUAUAGGGAUGGCAACAUUCCAGAGGACUUUGCCAAAAGCAAAAUUGUACUAAUCCCUAAAAAAAGAAAUUCCACAGAAUGCAAGAAUUACAGAAUAAUAUGUCUAGGAUAA
Molecule: messenger RNA, 1491 nt
Organism: Adelges cooleyi (spruce gall adelgid)
Lineage: Eukaryota; Metazoa; Arthropoda; Insecta; Hemiptera; Adelgidae
Product: craniofacial development protein 2-like
Exons: 2
Coding region: 1-1491 (496 amino acids)
Source: RefSeq, a predicted model, not a curated record